Populus trichocarpa (black cottonwood) is the source of this 1312-nucleotide messenger RNA. RefSeq names its product protein PATRONUS 2. The transcript has 5 exons. The record is from RefSeq and is a predicted model, not a curated record. NCBI's taxonomy places the organism in Eukaryota, Viridiplantae, Streptophyta, Magnoliopsida, Malpighiales, Salicaceae. Gene Ontology annotation, biological process: regulation of mitotic cell cycle. Bases 295 to 870 code for a protein of 191 amino acids.
AUUGGAAAAAUGGGUGGAGAACGGAUCACAUGGUAAGUAAAAGGUAGGGUAUCCUGAACCGAGGAGCAGAAGCACUUAACCCCAAACAACAACACUAGUAAAUCCCCUUCCCAAACAGACCUGAUGGAGGAACCAGAAUUUCCCCCAUUCCAAUUCAAACUCUCAAGACAGCGCCAAAUUUUCUUUUCAACCUGCACUUUAGAGGCUAAUUUCUACCGAUUCGCAUUAAAGAAACUGCUAUCUUGAUUUUGUGACUUCACUUGGGCAUUUGGAAGAAAAAGAAAGACAAGGGCAAUGGCUACCCGUGUAACGCAGACGCCCCUGAUAAUCCAGGAUGAGAAUUUGGGUGUCAGUCGCAAAAAGGCUGGUUUUGAUGGAAGUGUUAAGCAAUCUAAAACAGCGACGAAAAAAAGUGGGGGAUUUGCGUUGGGAAAUCGAAAGGCGCUCAAUGAUAUUACAAACAAAGCAGUUGUUCGUCAAGAAACAUCUUCUCGGAAAAAGAAUGUGCAAAAGGAAGAGAUCAAUAAUGUAGCCGAGGAAAGAUUUUUGCAUGAUCACAAUAAAUGCAUUGAGGAAAAAGAGGCUACAUCGAUUUCUUCUUUCCUGGACUUGGUCCUUCCUGGGCAUGAUUCAGUAUCAUCUACUGCUGAAAAUCCCGAGGUUAAGCAGGUGAAGACUGAUCCUGGUAGCUGCUUCUAUCCGGAACCGAAAGAAUUGGCCAUACCUGUGUUUUCUGAUUGGUUUGAGUCUCCAACUCAGUGGCACUCUCCUCCAUGCUCUCCUAUUCACUGGGACUCUCCACCAUGCUCUCCUUUUUCAUGGCAAUUUGAAGCUGUUGAAUAUGUGCUGAGGCCAGAAAGUGAUGUUUGAAAGUGACUUAUUUCUUCCCUUGCAUGUCCUCGAGAUGUAAUCUAGAAUUACUGUUUUCAACCGUUUCUUGGUACAGAUUAAUGAUCCGUGUUCUUUUUCUCCAUGAUAGCUGUUUGGUUCUUUUCUGCAAGCGACAAUGGUAACCAGAGUCGGUCUCGGUUGGUGGCUGUAUUAUCCGUUCAAUAACAAAGACUUCAAACUGGACUCAUGAUUAAGUGCUUGACAUUUUGGAUUGCCAGGACUAUGCAAAUGCAAUCUGUUUUACUACAGCCCUCCUCGUCCCUUGAUGAAAUCUACUUCUUAUAUGGACGUGUAUCAAUUUUUUCCUGUUUAUGUUUGCUUAGUACAUUCGGUGCUUGCUAUACUUCUAAGUAUAAAAAAUCGCACAUUUAACCCUAAAGAGGGUUGAUCUAAUGAAUCAAGAAGGUUUGCUUUCUUUUUU